CCACAUGCAGCCCCGCCCACCGAGGCUCCACCCUCAGCGGCCUGGGGUAGGGUGGCGGCUGGCCCAGCUGGGCCCCCGCUGCCCUCAGCUCUGGGCGCUGGGUCGGAGCGGGCCGGGCACUGCGGGGGCAGGGCGAGCGCGGCUGCCCGGGGGCUCGGAGGCGAAGAUGGCGUCAGGCAGGCGCGCCCCGCGCACCGGGCUGUUGGAACUGCGCGCCGGGGCAGGCUCGGGGGCUGGUGGCGAGCGGUGGCAGCGGGUGCUGCUCAGUCUAGAGGAGGACGCGCUGACCGUGAGCCCCGCCGACGGCGAGCCCGGACCUGAGCCCGGUGCCCAGCGGGAGCCGGAGCCCGCGCAGCUCAACGGCGCCGCCGAACCUGGCGCCGCGUCCCCGCCGCUGCCGGAGGCGCUGCUGCUCCAGCCGCGCCGCGUGACGGUGCGCAAGGCCGACGCCGGCGGGCUGGGUAUCAGCAUCAAAGGGGGCCGAGAGAACAAGAUGCCUAUUCUCAUCUCCAAGAUCUUCAAGGGCCUGGCAGCUGACCAGACGGAGGCCCUCUUUGUGGGGGAUGCCAUCCUGUCCGUGAAUGGGGAGGACCUUUCCUCUGCCACCCAUGACGAGGCGGUGCAAGUCCUAAAGAAGACAGGCAAAGAGGUGGUGCUGGAGGUCAAGUACAUGAAAGAGGUCUCACCAUAUUUCAAGGACUCUGCCAGCGGGACCUCGGUUGGCUGGGACUCGCCUCCUGCCUCACCCCUUCAGCGGCAGCCUUCCUCCCCUGGCCCCCCACCCCGGGACCUCCGUGAUGCCAAACACAUGUCCUUGAAGAUGGCAUAUGUCUCAAGGAGGUGCACCCCUACAGACCCAGAGACCAGGUAUCUGGAGAUCUGCUCGGCUGAUGGCCGGGACACCCUCUUCCUGAGGGCCAAGGAUGAGGCUAGUGCCAAGUCCUGGGCAGCUGCUAUCCAAGCCCAGGUCAACACCCUGACGCUCCGGGUCAAGGAUGAGCUGCAGGCGCUGCUGUCAGCCACCAGCACAGCCGGGAGUCAGGACAUCAAGCGGAUCGGCUGGCUGACUGAGCAGCUGCCCAGCGGGGGCACGGCACCCACCUUGGCCCUGCUGACCGAAAAGGAGCUGCUCCUCUACAGCUGUCUCCCCCAGACCCGUGAGGCCUUGAGCCGGCCGGCGCGUACUGCCCCCCUUAUCACCACCAGGCUGGUGCACUCAGGCCCCUCCAAGGGCUCGGUGCCCUACGAUGCAGAGCUCUCUUUUGCCCUGCGCACGGGCACGCGCCACGGUGUGGACACUCACCUGUUCAGCGUGGAGUCACCGCAGGAGCUGGCUGCCUGGACCCGCCAGCUGGUGGAUGGCUGUCACCGGGCCGCUGAGGGUGUGCAGGAGGUGUCGACAGCCUGCACGUGGAACGGCCGUGCCUGCAGCCUCUCCGUGCAUAUUGACAACGGCUUCACACUGUGGGCGGCGGAGCCAGGUGCAGCCCGAGCCGUGCUGCUGCGUCAGCCCUUUGAGAAGCUGCAGAUGUCCUCAGACGAUGGUGCCAGUCUCCUAUUCCUGGACUUCGGGGGCGCUGAAGGCGAGAUUCAGCUGGACCUGCAUUCGUGCCCCAAAACCAUGGUGUUCAUCAUCCACUCCUUCCUCUCGGCCAAGGUCACCCGUCUGGGGCUCUUAGCCUAGAGGUGGUCAGAUGCAUUAGCCCUGAAGAGGGAGUGUCCACCACACGGCCUGACCUGGCCCUCCGCUGAUUGCCUGCUUGCCGCUGGGCUGAGGGAAGGGAGAGGAGAAGAGCAAGAAGGCGGAGACCCAGCUUAGGACACAGCGGAUCCCACCAGUGAUGGGGGAGUGUCCCUGCAGCUCCCCCCAUCCCCACCAGUGCCUUUCGUGGAGAGAUAUUUUGUGUACACAGAAGCCAUUCCGAGUCUAGUAUGUGCCCCUAUGGGGAUCCUGACCCCAGCUAACAACUGCUGGCCCGCCUAGAGGCCCCUAAACUGUCCCCAGAGGCCCCACCUGAAGCUGGAGCUCCCUGGGGCCCACAGUGAGAGACAGAGAAGACUUUCAUUCAUUUCUCCCCUCAGCUCCACCACCUUGGGGCAUCAGGUUCUUCUCUUCAGCCUCUCUCUCCUCCUUACUCAUGGAUAAAUAAACAGCCUGUGAGCACAUAGGCAGCCUGGCC
Capra hircus (goat) is the source of this 2180-nucleotide messenger RNA. RefSeq names its product syntrophin alpha 1 (gene SNTA1). Gene Ontology annotation, molecular function: protein binding; structural molecule activity. Gene Ontology annotation, cellular component: intracellular anatomical structure; neuromuscular junction; dystrophin-associated glycoprotein complex. Bases 5 to 1684 code for a protein of 559 amino acids. The transcript is spliced from 8 exons. The record is from RefSeq and is a predicted model, not a curated record. NCBI's taxonomy places the organism in Eukaryota, Metazoa, Chordata, Mammalia, Artiodactyla, Bovidae.